This is a messenger RNA of Paramormyrops kingsleyae, 3498 nucleotides long. It is a transcript of the gene mdfic, whose product is annotated as MyoD family inhibitor domain containing. The record is from RefSeq and is a predicted model, not a curated record. Lineage: Eukaryota; Metazoa; Chordata; Actinopteri; Osteoglossiformes; Mormyridae.
AAUGGAAAUUUACUCUUCACCGACUGCCUGUCUUGGUGUCGAAGGCGGAGUUGUAAACUAGCAGUGUAAUAAAUUAAGGCUGUGAAGUAAACUGGAAAAAGCAAAUCAAUCAAGAAGUGCGAAGUAAUUGCAAAAUACAGCGCCUGUGCCGUUUCGGUGCUGAAAGACCGCGUCUGUCUCCUCUGCCGCUGCCGCUUCACUGCCGCUGCCGCUGCACUGCCGCAUUGGCAGCCAGACUGCGAGCUGUUUUCGGAAUCCGGAAAUGAUGAAAAAUGUUUCAGGGGGAAAAGACUUGACUUUUCGAAGGAAGCGAACAAACGGCGGGCUGAGGAGCGGAGAGAAGAGAGAGAAGAAAAAGAAAAGAAGACGAGGAAAGGGAGUGACUGUAGACUUGGCGACAGCGGCGUUACCGAUGAGUAGAAAGUAAAGUGAGAAAAGACAGAUUUCAUUACAGAGAAGUAGCAAGAAAACAUCCAUAGCGAGGAUAUUGCGGAAGAUCGGCUGCGGGGAAACUACGGCUGACUGGAGAUCCUCUGCGGGAAGAGCAUGGGAGCUGGUGGGAUCUGAGCCGGAGGAGCUGGCAUGUCCGAGAGGCUCGCACCCUGACCGCCGCUCUGUCGUCCCCCCCCCAGGCUCGCACCCUGACCGCCGUGCAUGACCAGCGCUGGCCCAUGUCCCGGGACACGGUCUCGCCUUCGCAAGGGCCCGGCGGCCCGGAGACGGAGCUCCAGCGCGAAAGGCGCCCCUUUCUUUCCGGCGAGCAUGAUGAGACAGAUCAGCCAAAUGAGUCGCAGAACCCAGGGGAAGAGACAGGAAGCCUGUCUUGUGGAGAGGGGUGUGACCAGGGUCACGUGACCGGGGAAAACAUUCACAUGGAUGACCUCAUUAGAAAUCAGCCACAGCGACUGCCCCCACCUGACGGAGCCUUGGCCCCAGACCCCCAGGGUGGCCCCUAUGCUGGCCUGAGUAAUGGUAACGGGGUCCCCCCCCCGGGCACCACGCACACGGCCGCAGAGCCCAGGAAGCAGCCAUCACCUGUGUCACACAAGGUGCAGCGCAAGCUACAGUCCAGCCUGUCAGUCAGCAGCGGCGGCAGCCGGAGGAGCAAGGGCAGCUCCACAGCCUCCCACAAGCCGGGCUCUUCCCCAGAAGACUGCUGCGUCCACUGCAUCCUGGCCUGCCUCUUCUGCGAGUUCCUCAGCCUGUGCAACAUGGUGCUGGCGCAGGCAUCCUGCGGCGGCUGCAGCUCGGAGGCCUGCUGCUGCUGCUGUGCAGAUGACCUGGGAGACGACUGCAACUGCCCCUGCGACAUGGACUGUGGCAUCAUGGACGCCUGCUGCGAGUCCUCCGACUGCCUGGAGAUCUGCAUGGAGUGCUGUGGGAUCUGCUUCCCCACAUAAAGGGGCCCCACACCACCUGCUCAUGCUCGCCCCCAGUGGCCACUCCACAUUGAUUCCCGAGAAGUUCAGGAUCCCCCCCAUUCUGUCAUGAACUUCAAAGAACCACAGACAAACUCUGAAGGUCCUCAGUACAAAGAUAUCCAGAUGGUCCAACAUGGAGACUUUAUCGACUCCCGUGAUAUUGGUAACAUUUUUUACAAUAGAUAUCCUGUAUCAAAAUUAGUUUUUAUAAAGGCAAUAUAGUUUCCUAUGCUACACUAGGGCUUUUAGCAACAUGCUACAUUAGUGUAAUGUUAUGAGAAACUGUACAUCUGGUAUAAUGGGAUGGUGUGCGUGUCAGUCACAGGCCGCCUGUGCAUGGCAUGUGUGUCAGUCACAGGCCACCUGUGCAUGGCGUCUGUGCAUGGCGUGUGUGUCAGCCACAGGCCGCCUGUGCAUGGCGACUGUGUCAGCCACAGGCCGCCUGAGCUGUCCUCCACCAGCUUCAGAAGCCAAAGCACAGUGCGCAGACAGUGAUGCGGAAAUGUCCAUCUUACUGAUUCCAGAGACGCCAAAGAAUAUUCUGAAAGUCUAAGAAACAUGGAAGCUACAUGACACUGUAUCUCCUUCUAGACCAUCCCCUCAUUCUCUCGAUAGAGUAAAUCAGUAACCUUUUCUAUGAGAAAUCAGGGUUUUUAAUUGGAGUAGUUAUUGUAUUAAUUUUGGACAUUUCUGUAGCAUAGAGAGCAAAUACUGUAGAAGUAAAAAAUUAUUUUGUUUUAACAUCAUCUACUGUAGCUUGCUAAACCUUUAAAUCAUUAUCCUGACUGCUUUAGUUGCCAUAAGAAAAAGUGCAGUAACUCUACAGAAAAAUCAGCUGAGGGUCUGUGAGAUGCACGUUUUUUUGUUUGCUUCUAUGGUGAAGAGUCGGCUUCAGCCAGGAUUUUAACAUUGUGAAGUGAAACUGUUUUACUAUCAAACUAGUGGAUGAGUUUUUUAUACUAAUAAUCGAAAUGAGCUUCCUGCAGAUGUUUAAAGGAGAGACUAGUUUAUCCUCUGUGCCUCUUGGAGCAAAUUUAUUAACUCAGCAAAUGAUUAGCAGGAUGUUUGAGUAACAGCUCAGGCUACCAGCCUUUAAACUGGACUCUUGUUGGGAAUACUGGCUUCCAGGACUGAUAUUUCAGUUUAUUUUGUUUUCAGUGUUACUACGUGAAGGUUUCUCCAUUUCAGUAACGUAGUGACCUGUCUCAGGAUCAGUGAACUUUUUUUCCCCUUGUCAUAUGGUUAAUUUCCUAUGGUAUGUGUUCAAACCAAGCUGAUGUGAUUCUCAACACGCAUUUACUUCACAUUAAUCGUUAUUAUUCAAAUAAUACUUGUUGGAAUGUGUUCCUGGAAGCUGAAAGUCAUUAAUAACCCACUUUGGGGGAAUCAUUGUGACUCCAGCCAUGAUAAGUGACACUGGAUUGUGAGCAAAUCAAAGAAAUGCAAAAACGGUAUGUUUUACUGUACCGAAAAUACACGCUAAUGUGGCUCAGCAAAAAUCCCAUCACACAAGGCAAGUCUGUGCUGCUUGAUAGAAACAAUGCAAGUCAUUUGACAUACUUUACAAUAUUAGGAAGUCUUAUCUGGGAAUGUUGCGAUCAUUUUCCUUGACUGAUAUAGAACCAUAUCUCUGUGCCAUUAACAGCGUCUGUAAUCCUGUGAUUAGGACAGAGUGUCUGUUUGUUUUCAGCAGAUCAUCUCUGCAGCACAAGCUGUACACUAAUACAGGUAAAUACUAAACUAAGGCUUUUCUGUUCGAUCUCUGAUGUUUUUACUACUAGAAUUUAUUUGCUGUUACCUGGGAAAACAAGACAAAUGUGAAAGUCCAGUUUUAAAAUAGCUUAUUUAUCAGUUAUCACCAUGGAUUUCUUAUUGGGAUUAUAAAUCCGAAUGCUCUAGACGUGCAGAAUGAGCGCCCCUUGAUAACGUUAAUAGCAUUUCCUGUGUUCUAUACUGUAACUUUUGUCAUUUUGUUCUAUACUGUAUCUGACAUAAUCAUAAUCCUGCUUUUGCUGUAUUUGUCAUUUUGAGUCAUUAUGGUGAACACUAUUUGGAAAAUAAAACCGAUUUCCUUUGA